Caenorhabditis elegans is the source of this 1216-nucleotide messenger RNA. RefSeq names its product MARVEL domain-containing protein (gene F17H10.2). The transcript is spliced from 7 exons. The record is from RefSeq and is marked reviewed. The coding region runs from base 165 to 920 and encodes 251 amino acids. NCBI's taxonomy places the organism in Eukaryota, Metazoa, Nematoda, Chromadorea, Rhabditida, Rhabditidae.
CCAACUCUAUCUCAAACGACGGAGCGUUAUUUUGGAGACCGGGAGAAGACAGACAAACAGAAAGUGAUCCGAAACAAACAAAAAAAAAGUGGGUGGGUCCUUUAAUUGUCGCUUACAUCAUUUCAAAAUUGUCAGUAUUCUAAAUUAGAAAACCAACUAAAGACAUGUAUCACGACGAUCGUCACCACUACAAUGACCACCGGUACUAUCCGGGCCAUGAUCCUUUUGAUUCUCCCCCAAGAAUUACGCAUAUUCAUACUAACGUUCAGUAUGGUGGACCUGCCUCAGAUAUGGACAUAGCGAAGACGUUCGACCACGAGCCGUUCAGGCACACGGAUCCCAAAUACAAAUGUCUAUGCAAUAAAAUGCACGUCAAGCAAGGAUGUAAAUGUAUUCUAGCUUUCCUAGUCAUUGUUGUAAUUAUCGCUGCUCUUCUGCUCAUCCUUAACUGGAACAUUGGAACAUGGACGACACUCAUCAUUCAUGCAAUUCUUCUCCUUGGAGUCAUUGCAUGUGCUGGUGCAUUAUUCCUUGCCAUGAAGACCGAAAAAGAAAACCUUUUGUUGCCAGUCGCUGGAAUUGCUGUUCUUGGAGCAAUCGUGUCAAUUGUAUUCCUGGUGUUUACUAUUUGGUCUUUGAUCGAACCAAGCGGUGUUACAGGACAACUGGUCAAUAAUUUUGUUGUAAGCCAAAAUGCAUCAAUGACAGACGACCAAGGUUUAGAAGAAAAUAGAGAAGAUAUCCAAACAGUUUCUGCCAUUAGCGUCGUUCUCUCGUUGGCUGGACUUGCCGCCAGUCUUUGGGUGGCAUUUGUGGUUUACAAAUACUACAUGUAUUUGAAGGACAUGAAGUUCGCAAGAGUCCCGAAAAAUCAGGUCCACAUUGAAAUCACCGACCUGAAAAAGGGAAUCAACCAGUGAAGUGGCCAUGUACAUUCCAUGUAAUUACUCAUAAUUCAUAAUUCUUAUAAUAUCUGUUUCAUUUCGCUAAUUUUUCAAAUUUCCUCUCUUCGUCUGAAAAUAGUCAAAAAUAAUUUACUUCUGCAUAUAGCCAAAAUCAAUUUUCUUUGCUUUUUAUUUCAAAAAUUUUGAAGUCAACAUGUCAAAUUUUCUUUCCACAUUUUUCAAUAUUUAAUUCCAAACAAUUGCCAUUCUGUUAUCUUUUCUUUUCAAAUUCUUGCUGAAUAUGAACAAAAAACCUAUUGAACAUAACAAAA